Messenger RNA from Saitoella complicata NRRL Y-17804, 1434 nucleotides. RefSeq lists its product as uncharacterized. Lineage: Eukaryota; Fungi; Ascomycota; Saitoellomycetes; Saitoellales; Saitoellaceae. Gene Ontology annotation, biological process: phospholipid transport. Gene Ontology annotation, molecular function: lipid binding. Gene Ontology annotation, cellular component: ERMES complex; endoplasmic reticulum. The annotation marks the transcript as partial. The transcript has a single exon. The record is from RefSeq and is a predicted model, not a curated record.
AUGGCAACCAUUAAGACUCUGUUGGUCGUCUAUCUCCUAGGCGGGAUCACAUUCCUGCCUUUGGUCGUUGUGUGCGGGUUGAUCGCCUUCUACUUUCUGUCCCCAAUUGCACCCGUUCAGCAAUUGAAGGCUGCACUUGAGUACCACCCGGUACCAUCAGAUGUCGAUCUUGAUUUGAAGGAGACGGCAGACGAGAGCGAUGACGGCGGCAAGAAGCCCGCUGAAGGUGUGGAUGUGUACAAGACAGGCUGGCUCCGUGUCGCCAAGGAGUUUCAAGUCGGCGGGAAGCACGCCGCACCGCUAGGAAAAUUCCAGUCAGUCCCAAGCUCGGGCUACUUGUCGACAUUCGCCAAGCGAUUCAUGUCCCAGAAACCAUCUACGCCCGGUUCUCCAGGUGCGAAUGCAAAGCGGGUACGGUCUACGCCUAACGAUUACUACGCUGUUCUGAAGCAUGGGAAUUUGUUCUUGUAUGACUAUGAGGACAGUCUUCAGCAUGUAAUUGUAUUGUCACACUAUAUACCAUCGAUAUACCCCAAUGAUCUCUUAGAGGGUGAGAUCUACACCAAGCGCACGGCUAUCUGCUUAACGAAAACUGGUGACGCGCCUUCAGCAGACGAUGCUUCUACUUCUUCGACGGCACCGUUAACGUCUAUUUACAUCUACAUUUCCAACAUGUCCGACAAGGAAGACUGGUACGAUGCCCUUUUGCGCGCAAGUCCAAACGUGUCGGCGCGAGCUCAGUUCUUCGACAAGCAGCACUUCUUCUCCCUCCAACAAACUCUUAAUUCGGGCGACAAAUAUUCCGAUACGAAGUGGCUGAACGCAAUCAUCGGUCGUCUCUUCUUGGCAACAUACAAAACACCCCAGCUCGAACAAUUCGUCGUCAACAAGAUUGUCAAGAAGAUCAAACGCGUCCAAAUGCCAAGCUUCAUGUCAAACAUCACGAUUAACGAGGUCCAUCUUGGAGAUGCAAUCCCAUACAUCUCCAACCCUCGAUUGCGAGAAAUGGGGGUCGACGGCGACCUCCUCAUCGACCUUCACCUUUCCUACAAAGGCAAAAUCCGCGUCGACCUCGGCACAACAAUCUCCCUCCCCUUCAAAAACAAAGAAGGCCGCGUCUCCCUUGCCGUGGUCUGCCAGAACCUCUCCGGCACCCUCCAACUCCGCAUCAAACCCGCCCCAUCCAACCGUAUCUGGUUCGGGUUCACGGAGAUGCCGACACUCGAUAUCUUGGUCGAGCCAAUUACCUUUGGGAGGGCGAUUACGUUUGGGAGGGUGUUGAAGGGGAUUGAGGGAAAGAUUAGGGAUGUCGUUAGGGAUUCGAUUGUUAGUCCGAAUAUGGAGGAUUUGCCUUUUUUGAAUACUGCGGGGGAGGUUUAUCGGGGUGGGAUUUGGGAGCCUCAGCAGCCGGUGCCUACUGUGGACCCAGUGGAG